AUGGCUACCAAGAUACGCCCAGAAACCAAGAAAAGCUCGGAGGUCGUGUGCCUCGGGAGCAGAAGUCUCCGGGAACUGGAGCCCGAGGCCAAGAAGCUCCGCGUGAAGGGCCCGGGUUGUAGCAGGAGAUGUGAGUCAGACUGCCUUUGGGAAGGUUUGGCUAGCCUGCAAGUCCCACCAUCAUGCAGCAGCCUGCAGGUCCCACCAUCGUGCAGCAGCAUUGUCAAGGACCUCUACCAGCAUAGGUUGGAUGAAGCUGCCUGGCCAUCACUACGACAGGGUCUUCAGAAAUCCUUUUUGCAUUCUCUUGCUUCUUACCGGAUAUUCCAAAAAGCUGCCCCCUUUGACAGGAGGGUUACAUCCUUGGCAUGGCACCCGACUCAUCCCAGCACCCUGGCUGUAGGCUCCAAAGGAGGAGAUAUCAUGCUCUGGAACUUUGGCAUAAAGGACAAACCCACCUUUAUUAAAGGGAUUGGAGCUGGAGGGAGCAUCACAGGGCUGAAGUUUAACCUUCUCAAUACCAACCAGUUCUUUGCCUCUUCAAUAGAGGGAACAACUAAGCUGCAAGACUUUGAAGGCAACACUCUACGAGUUUUUACCUGCUCAGACACUUGCAACAUCUGGUUUUGCAGCCUGGAUGUGUCUACCAAAAGCCGAAUAGUAGUCACAGGAGACAAUAUGGGAAAUGUGAUCCUGCUGAACAUAGAUGGCAAGGAGCUUUGGAAUCUCAGAAUGCACAAAAAGAAAGUGACCCAUGUGGCUCUGAACCCCUGUUGUGAUUGGUUACUGGCUACAGCCUCCGUAGAUCAAACAGUGAAAAUCUGGGACCUGCGCCAGGUUAAAGGGAAAAACAGCUUCCUCUACUCCCUGCUGCACAAACAUCCUAUCAACUCAGCUUAUUUCAGCUCUGAUGGAUCCCGCCUCCUGACAACUGACCAGAAGAAUGAGGUCCGGGUUUACUCUGCCUCACAGUGGGACUGCCCAGUUAGCCUGAUCCCUCACCCUCACCGUCACUUCCAGCACCUCACACCCAUCAAGGCAACCUGGCAUCCUCGAUAUAACCUCAUUGUUGUAGGCCGAUACCCAGAUCCUAAUUUCAAAAGUUGUGCCCCGUAUGAACUGAGGACAAUCGAUAUAUUUGAUGGAAACUCAGGGAAGAUGAUGUGUCAGCUCUAUGACCCACAGUCUUCUGGUAUCAUUUCGCUCAAUGAGUUCAACCCCUUGGGGGACACACUAGCCUCUGCCAUGGGUUACCACAUUCUCAUCUGGAAUCAGAAGGAAGUGGGGCCAUGGAAAGAAAGAGAGAGACACUGAAGAAAGUUGAGCCAUAACUUGGAGUACAAAAUGGAAACAAGUUCUUCAGAAGAGGCAGCUGUUAAUAGGCCAAAAGUGCUACUGUCUUGGGGUUGGAGCAGGGACACUGGCUUAGCAAUGUCCUUAGCUCUGGAAACUUCAGGCAACCCAGCUUCUCUAAAGAUCCCUGCUAUCUAGCCUGGAGCCAAAGUAGUUUUCUCCUGUUCAAUUUUUCCUUGUGUUGCUGGGGAUGGAACUCAGGACCUUGUGCCCUGCUGAGCUAUAUUCCCAGCUACCUUUUUUCCCUUCUGAUGUGUGGUGACAGAAUGAUGAGGGAGUGUUUUUUUUAUUUGUGAUUACUAUAGACACAGCCAAUAAAAACAUAUUUAACUGAGUUUGUGAGCAGAUCUAUCACUGACCUAGUCAAAGGGGCUCCUUGGGUCUCAGAAAUGAAAAGGCACAAAACCAGCACUCACAAUCCAACACUUCAUUCUUGGAGCUGCCUCAGCCCUAUUUUGGGCCGCAGUUGAGAGCUGUCCAGUUGUCCAUCUCCAUUUACCCUCAGGUCCCUGAAGAGUCCAGCCCAGCUGAGAAAGAAUAUCUCAAGAUUCUACAUGAUUCACUCCCCUUCCCCCCAACUCCCUCCCCAAUGCAACACAAACAUCCUUCCAACUUGCCCACACCACCUGCAAGGGAGGACAAUAGUGCCUGAGCAGCAAUAGUGUCAACACUAAUGGUGGCUUCAGCCAAAUAAUGGGAAACUUGGCCGGUUGGUUGUUGGGCGAUCUGGGCCUUUGGUAGCCAGUAUUGUACCCCCAGUGGUAUGCAGUCUAUCCUUCCAAGUAAACGUUGAGUAGCAAGACAGAGUCCUUUGCCAAAGACUCCAGGCUGGAAGAGACAGAGCAGGGAUUGGUGGAAGAGCAAGACAGAUUAAGUACUGGCUCCUUCAGUUCUUUUUUUUUUUUUUUUUAUCCCAGGUUCCUGAGUGAAACCUGAACACUUCUCCAUAUCUCAGGUCCUUAGGGAGUAUGAAAGAUGCAAUCCUGUUUAGAGAAAGCCAGUGUCCGACACAGUACUUGAUAAACAUCAGGCAUGUCAAUGCUGAAUGACAGGUGCCAUGGGCCAAACCAAGCCCCACUCAUCUGGGCUGGGGUAGUCAGGGAGGCUCAACCCAGGUUCUGUCCAUGGGCUAGGGAGCAGCAACAGUCAGGAGGAAGGGC
Molecule: messenger RNA, 2513 nt
Organism: Dipodomys ordii (Ord's kangaroo rat)
Lineage: Eukaryota; Metazoa; Chordata; Mammalia; Rodentia; Heteromyidae
Gene: Ddb2
Product: damage-specific DNA binding protein 2, 48kDa
Exons: 10
Coding region: 1-1314 (437 amino acids)
Biological process (GO): DNA repair; response to UV
Cellular component (GO): nucleus; Cul4-RING E3 ubiquitin ligase complex
Molecular function (GO): damaged DNA binding; protein binding
Source: RefSeq, a predicted model, not a curated record